Molecule: messenger RNA, 864 nt
Organism: Sphenostylis stenocarpa
Lineage: Eukaryota; Viridiplantae; Streptophyta; Magnoliopsida; Fabales; Fabaceae
Source: the annotation of a GenBank genome assembly
AUGGAAUGCGAAGGGAAAUCGAGGGACAAAUUGGUGAGGGUGGUGGGAGCGGGGAAGCUCUGUUAUCUUAUGAAAUCGAAAAUCGGAGAGGGUUCAUACUCCUUAGUGUGGAGAGCGGAGCAGAGACAAACCGGUGAUGACGUGGCGGUGAAGCAGGUCUUCCUCUCCAAACUCAACCCUCGUCUCAAGGCUUGUUUGGAUUGCGAGAUCAAUUUCUUGUCCUCUGUUCACCACCCCAAUAUUAUUCGCCUUCUUCACUUCUUCCAGGAUGAUGGAUGUGUUUACCUUGUCCUAGAGUUUUGUGCUGGAGGGAACCUAGCUUCUUAUAUUCAAAGGCAUGGGAAAGUUCAACAACAGACGGCCAGAAAAUUCAUGCACCAGCUUGGCUCUGGUCUCAAAGUAUUACACUCUCACGGCAUCAUUCACAGAGACUUGAAACCGGAGAACAUUUUGCUAUCAAGCCACGAGGGUGAUGCAAUGCUCAAGAUAGCAGAUUUUGGUCUCUCAAGGACCGUACGCCGAGGUGAAUAUGCUGAAACAGUUUGUGGUUCUCCAUUGUACAUGGCUCCAGAAGUUCUUCAGUUCCAGAGAUAUGAUGACAAGGCAGACAUGUGGAGUGUUGGGGCCAUUCUUUUUGAGCUUCUAAAUGGUUACCCACCUUUUAAUGGCAGGAAUAAUGUUCAGGUGUUGAAAAACAUCAGAUCCUGCACCUGUCUUCCAUUUUCCCAACUGAUUCUUUCAGGAUUAGAUCCUGACUGUCUUGAUAUUUGUUCAAAGCUACUACACUUAAAUCCAGUGGAGCGACUAUCUAUUGAUGAAUUUUAUUGGCAUAGUUUUCUGCAAAGAAAAAUGAUGGGAACAUGA